AUGGCUUCAGCUGUCAGUAAUUUCAAUUUAUCGCCGUCUACUUAUUUUUCUCUGAAUUUAGAGAAAAGGGCUCAUUCAAGAUAUCCAGUUAGGGGCUUAGCCGACGGAGAUUUAGCCGCGGCGGCCGCCGCCGCCGCCGCCGCCGCCGCCUUGACUUCUGAUGCUCUAAAGGUCAACGGGGCAGUCAAUGGGAUUUUUAAGGAAGAGGAGAGUAAAAGGGCUCUUACAUCUGACUAUGAAAAUGGUCAUGUGAGCUCGAUUGUCGAGGAUAAGGUUGUUGACGAGGAAAAGUUGGAACCUUUAUGGGACGAUGGAUAUGGGUCUGAGACUGUGAAGAACUAUCUUGAUUAUGCCAAUGAGAUAAUCAAGCCCGAUGAAGGCCCGCCCCGGUGGUUCACGCCAAUCUCUUGCGGCCCGCAUUUGCGGGAUUCUCCUGUCCUGUUUUUCUUGCCUGGUAUGGACGGUCUUGGACUCGGCCUUAUUCUGCAUCACAAAGCACUUGGAAAGGUCUUUGAUGUUUGGUGCAUGCACAUCCCGGUGCAGGAUCGGACCCCAUUUGAAGAACUGGUAGAGUGGGUUAGUCAAACUGUGAGAGCUGAGCACUCUUUGUCUCCAAAUAAACCGAUUUAUAUGGUUGGGGACUCAUUCGGCGGAUGCUUGGCACUUGCAGUGGCUGCUCGAAAUCCCCAAAUUGACCUUGUAAUGAUUCUAGCUAAUCCAGCAACUUCAUUUGGCAGGUCACAAUUGCAGCCUUUGCUCCCGUUUCUAGAAGCAUUGCCCAAUGAGCUUCACAUCUUAGUUCCUUACAUGUUGAGUUUUGUUAUGGGUGAUCCUAUGAAGAUGGCUGCAGUGAAUGUCAACACAUUGCAGCCCCCGACAAAAUACUUUGAACAGUUAUCUGCCAAUCUUACUGCUCUGCUACCAAGUCUUUCGGGGUUGGCUGAUAUCAUACCUAAAGAAACCCUGCUUUGGAAAUUGAAGCUUCUAAGAAGAGCAGCUGCUUAUGCUAAUUCACGUCUUCAUGCGGUUAAAGCCGAAGUACUUGUUCUUGCUAGUGGCAAGGAUAAUGUGCUCCCCAGCCGAGAUGAAGCUUGGAGGCUUUUGAGCUCAUUGCAGAAUUGCAGAAUGCGAUACUUCAAAGAUAACGGGCAUACCAUAUUAUUGGUAGGUGAGAAUUCAGAUGAUUAA
Molecule: messenger RNA, 1188 nt
Organism: Striga hermonthica
Lineage: Eukaryota; Viridiplantae; Streptophyta; Magnoliopsida; Lamiales; Orobanchaceae
Source: the annotation of a GenBank genome assembly